Plasmodium coatneyi is the source of this 2208-nucleotide messenger RNA. RefSeq lists its product as uncharacterized. Gene Ontology annotation, cellular component: mitochondrion. Lineage: Eukaryota; Apicomplexa; Aconoidasida; Haemosporida; Plasmodiidae. Bases 1 to 2208 code for a protein of 735 amino acids. The transcript has a single exon. The record is from RefSeq and is a predicted model, not a curated record. Gene Ontology annotation, molecular function: GTP binding; GTPase activity.
AUGGCCCUCACGUUUCUGCUUCUGCUGGGAUGUAUGACGCAGGGCACACUGGGGAUGAACGUAUCGCAUCCCCACGCAGCAAAGAGCAUUGAAUGCACACAUAAACGGAGCAUGAGGAAGCUUAAUUUUUUAAGCAGAAGUAACUACCGUCCUGUUCACCUGCACAAAAAUCGAGUGGAAAACAAAAAGGAGACAAGUCCAGAAGAACAGGACGCGCCAACCUUCGAUGAAUAUUUUAACAAACGGGCAGAGGAAGACUACACCAAGUUAGAAGCGGAGAAGCUAAAAAUCAUGAGGGAGAAUGCCACGACGUAUAGGGACGAAAUUAGGAAGGUACUUGAACGAAGUUACAAAAGUGAGUAUGAGAAAUUGCUAAAGGAGGAGAAGGAGGAUGAAGAAGUGAGCACACAGGUUCACGAAAAUCUUAAAAUAACGUUCCUCAUGAAGGAGAAUAUAAACAACUUUCUGUUCACUCGGUAUAGCUAUAUGAUAAACCGGCUGAAGGAGCAGUCCGCUAUUUUGAGGAGCCUGCGUGGGGGCGCAGCGGGGGACACCAAAACGGGCAACACCACUGAGGAAAAACUCACCGAUGUGAAGACCUCCGAUGAGAAGACCUCCGAUGUGAAGACCUCCGAUAUGAAGACCACCGAGGGGAUGCACAGCGAUGAGGAAAGUGACCCCCUCGAAUCCGUACAAUUCUUCAAACCGCAAACCGGCUUCGCCCGAGGGAGCUGCGCCGAGGCGAAGAAUUGUUCCACCUUUAGUGACCACAUCUUUGCUAAUGCCAAGUUGCUACUCGGCACGAAGAGGAACGCACCAGUUGGUUCUUCCUACACACUGGACGAGGAGCAAGUCAACCAGGAGGAAAUAAACGAAAAGGAAAACCCCAUGUCGGGGAGCCUAACGGAGGAAGGGGAAACCGAACAGAAGCUAUUCUCAAGAAGUAAUGUAUCCGCUCUGGAGCUCUUCAAAAACAACGUUAACACAUUCCUCUCCUACAAAAAGGAAAACAUAAUAAAAAACAACCUGCAUGAGGAUCUACUGUAUGGAAGAGUGAAGGUCCACUGGUUCCCCAAAUUUAUGAAAAGGAUCAUCGCAAAACUGCCCGAUUAUAUUAAAGUGAGUGAUAUAAUUGUGGAGGUCAGAAAUGGAAUCAUCCCCUUCGUGUUCGAUGACCUAUACGCGUUAGACAUUUUUAAUUUUAGGACAAACAAGCCAAGGAUAAUUGUCUACACGAAUUGUGAUCGGUCUUCCCUUAAGGGGAAUGAAGAAUGGGGGAGCUUCUACAGGAGGAAGCUCUUCUGGUACGAUAAACACUUCAAUAGAAAAAUAGAAAACAGAGAGGACAUGAAAAAUCAACUCAAAAAAAGUGCAGUCAUAUUUGUGGAUGCGAAAAAUGGGAGGAAGGAAAUUAUUGUUUUGAAAAAAUUAAUUAACAGAUUAUGUCACCAUGUGAUUGAGCGGAAAAAAAGAAAGGGUAUACAUAACUACAAAGUGAAGUGCAUUUUUCUCGGCCUACCCAACGUUGGGAAGUCGGCUCUUAUUAACCGUUUGCUCGAGGUGAAAAAGCCAAAAUCGUAUGAUUACCCAGGUCUCACCACUAACAUACAAAUGUAUUCUUCCAAAAAGUAUGAACUUAUUGACACGCCUGGAAUAUUGGCCCCCAAUCUGUAUACACUUAGGGAGAGGGUCAUCACCAGCAAGAACGCCAUCCUGGAUAGAAUUUAUAACCGACACCCCAGUGACGACAACAAUGGGGAAAACGUCGCACACAUACGCAACUACAACAGUUACAUGCACGUGGAAAAUAAUAUUUACCUACUUGCUCUCUGCAAUCACAUAACCCCCAAAAUGUACGACAUAUACAACGUUGCGGAAACGCUCCUACAAAAUAUCCAUCGUGCUUAUCUUUACGACAAUGAGUAUGUAGACAUGUCUAGAAUUAUAAAGCGCUAUGAAAUUAGCUUCACGGAUUGCCUUGACUUUGAGGGGAAAUUCUCUGCCUACCAUUUUAUACAGCGCCUGGCAAGGGAUCGCUUCCACAACGACCUGAACCAGGCCUCCAUGCGUCUCGUCACGGACUUUCGCAAGGGCUACCUGGGCCGCAUGACGCUCAGCUAUCCUCUCUACUUUAACCGGCGUGCCAUUCGACUGCGUGUGGCGGAUCGGUACACACGUCAGCCUGGGGAUCGCUACGUGGGUUGGUGA